AAAAAAAGAAAAGGAUUUUACCCAAAAUCUCCGAUAUUCUUAUUCCUUUGCUGUAUCAUCUUCUUCUUCUACUUCGUCCUCAUCAUCGUCACAUAGAUCCUCCUUUUUCGUUAAUUGGGGAGAGAUAUACUUUCUUUUGAGGAUCAGAUCGUGACAGGGUUUAGCUCAAGGAGAGGGUGAGAAAAAGAAGAAGAAGGUGAGAAAAGUGAAGGCAAGGCUUUGAGGAUGUCUUUUACAGGAACUCAACAGAAAUGCAAGGCUUGUGAGAAGACUGUUUAUGCUGUUGAGCUUCUCUCUGCUGAUGGAGUUGGAUAUCACAAGUCUUGCUUCAAAUGCACUCACUGCAAAAGCAGGCUUCAGCUGAGUAGUUACUCAUCAAUGGAAGGUGUUUUGUACUGUAAGCCUCAUUUUGAGCAGCUCUUUAAGGAGAGUGGUAGUUUCAACAAGAACUUUCAGUCACCUGCAAAAUCGGCUGACAAAUCAACUCCUGAGCUGACAAGGACGCCUAGCCGAGUUGCUGGCAGGUUCUCUGGUACACAAGAGAAAUGCGCCACUUGUAGUAAAACUGUGUAUCCUAUUGAAAAGGUUAUAACUCGUUUAAUCUUUCAUUGCUCUUCCUUCACUCAUGCAUUUUCCAUUAACUGAAGCUUUGGAAUCACCUUUCUGCACUCUAAGGUCUAUGUUGGAGUAUUACUCUAAAACACAGUUCCAUCAUUUGCAAGAAUUCUCCUGUGUUUUCUAUUUCAUGUUGAGGAUAGAUACAUAAUCCCCUCAGUUACCGAGAACUUGCAAGGAAACCAAAUGUUUUGCACAGAUGCAUAGACCCUGGAGAUAUCGGUUCUUGUUACUUUAAUUUGCAUGUUAAACCUAUAAAGGAGACUUAAUAUGAAAACUCUUUAUGGGAUUUUUAAAAGCUAUUUGGUCACAAAUAUCCGUCUUUUUCGAUUCUGAAAUAUGCAGGUAACAGUCGAGAGCCAGACAUAUCACAAGUCCUGCUUCAAGUGCUCACAUGGAGGUUGCCCAAUUUCACCUUCCAACUACGCAGCUCUUGAAGGAAUCCUGUACUGCAAGCACCAUUUCGCUCAGCUCUUCAAGGAGAAGGGAAGUUACAACCACUUAAUCAAAUCCGCUUCCAUCAAACGCUCUGCAGCCGCAGCAGUCGCCGCCGGUGUACCAGCAGCCUCCGUUCCUGAAUCUUAAAAUCCAAUAAUUUCUCCUCUCUAGUCUAAAAUUUGAAGUUAAUGCCAAACUGAUUCAGUUUGAUUUCUCUUUGUGAGAGCGUGUGUGUAAUCUAUGCUUUGAUGUUCUUAUUUCCAUUGAUGUCUCCUAAAAUUCUAUGUUUGUGUGGUGAUUUGGUUAUCUAUAAAAAGUCUGAAACUUUCCUUAUAAAUCUUCAAUUUCGUUU
This is a messenger RNA of Arabidopsis thaliana (thale cress), 1405 nucleotides long. RefSeq names its product GATA type zinc finger transcription factor family protein (gene WLIM2b). The record is from RefSeq and is marked reviewed. Bases 226 to 645 code for a protein of 139 amino acids. Lineage: Eukaryota; Viridiplantae; Streptophyta; Magnoliopsida; Brassicales; Brassicaceae. The transcript is spliced from 6 exons. Gene Ontology annotation, molecular function: actin filament binding. Gene Ontology annotation, biological process: actin filament bundle assembly. Gene Ontology annotation, cellular component: cytoskeleton.